This is a messenger RNA of Dendrobium catenatum, 1517 nucleotides long. Its product is annotated as mitochondrial import receptor subunit TOM40-1. The record is from RefSeq and is a predicted model, not a curated record. The transcript is spliced from 11 exons. Gene Ontology annotation, molecular function: transmembrane protein transporter activity. Gene Ontology annotation, cellular component: mitochondrial outer membrane; mitochondrial outer membrane translocase complex. Gene Ontology annotation, biological process: protein import into mitochondrial matrix. Lineage: Eukaryota; Viridiplantae; Streptophyta; Magnoliopsida; Asparagales; Orchidaceae. The coding region runs from base 206 to 1189 and encodes 327 amino acids.
UCAAGCUAAAACCCUUGGACUCUUCAGCCGCAAAAAACCCAAAUAGCAAUCGGGGCUCUUCGUUCUCUCGCCUCCACCAGAGGAAAGAAACCCCUUUUCCGCCUUGCAGAGGCGGAAGAAGAAGAAGCCCUAACCUUUCUUCUUCGCUUUGACGUUUCGUAUCAGAUCACAUUCUCGCCUCCGAAACUUUCCGAUCAGCGGAAGCAUGGGAUUAGCGAUGAGCUACGCCGCCGCACCACCACCGCCGCCUCCAACCCAUUCUCAGACUCCCGUGGGACUUGGUGUGGUGCUGCCCCCUAAGACAGAAGAGAAGGUCAUAAAGAAAGUCGACUUUCGGAAUCUACCAUGUCCACUUCCAUUCGAGGAGAUUCAGCGGGAAGCGUUGAUGUCCCUGAAGCCAGAAUUGUUUGAAGGAUUGAGGUUUGACUUCACAAAAGGCCUCAAUCAAAAAUUUUCUCUAAGCCACAGCGUGUUUAUGGGGUCAAUGGAAGUUCCUUCACAAUCUACUGACACUAUAAAAGUCCCUACUGCACAUUAUGAAUUUGGUGCCAACUUUCUGGACCCUAAGUUGAUGCUAGUUGGAAGAGUACUUACUGAUGGUAGACUGAAUGCACGAGUUAAGUGUGACUUGACAGACAAUCUAACUUUGAAGGUCAAUGCCCAGCUUACAAAUGAACCACAUUUUUCCCAGGGGAUGUUUAAUUUUGACUAUAAGGGUUCAGAUUUCCGGACUCAAUUUCAAAUUGGAAACAAUGCCUUUUAUGGUGGCAACUAUAUACAGAGCGUUACUCCAAAUUUAUCACUAGGUGGUGAAGUCUUUUGGCUUGGUCAUCAGAGGAAGUCUGGCAUUGGUUUUGCUGCUCGCUACAACACAGAUAAAAUGGUUGCAACUGGGCAAGUUGCAAGCACCGGAGUUGUGGCGCUAAGUUAUGUCCAGAAAGUAUCUGAGAAGGUUUCCUUUGCAUCGGACCUCAUGUACAAUCAGAUGACCAGAGAUGUAACAGCUAGUUUUGGUUAUGAUUACAUUCUCAGACAGUGUCGUCUAAGGGGCAAAAUUGAUUCAAACGGCGUCGUGUCCUCAUUUCUGGAAGAAAGGCUGAACAUGGGUGUAAACUUCAUUCUUUCUGCAGAGGUCGAUCACAGAAAGAAAGACUACAAGUUUGGUUUUGGUAUGACCGUUGGAGAGUGAAUUUAAAAAACAGGCAUUUGUUCUUUGAAAAAACCAGCGUUUCUGUGCCUCUUAGACACCUACAGAUCAUCAUCAACUCAGCCAGCUCUGUUGAUUACUUCACCUGUAGACUUUCCGGCAAUCUUUUUAUUGUUUGUGCUUUAAGAAAAAUCACAGAUUGAACUCAUCAGAUUUGAGAUUAGAGCUCUCGGCGGCCAUCUGAUAUCAUUAGGAUGAACCAAUUUUUCUUUCAUCAAAUGGUUAUUAUUUUUUGGACAAUUGUAGAGAUUUUGUUCUGCUCUUCAAUUGAAGGGUAGCCUUUAUGAAACUAGUCGACUUUAGCUUAUUC